GUUAACAGCCGCCAUGAGACCCAUCAAGCUAUUUCGCCGCGCUCGAAACUGAACCGGAACCCUCACUCUCUCAUCUUCAGAUAGCCAUGGGAGAGAACAAGCGGAAAGCAGGAAGAGAGUUGGCUAAACGAAAGAUGGGGAAGAGCAACAAAAGACAAAAGCAGCACUCCGAUUUCAAAACCCUAGACAAGAGAAAGAAGAAGAGGCUUGGUGGUCCUCGCUUGCCUACUGGAUUGCGAAGAGAGCUUGAUCGUGUAAACCAUACCAACAGCGACGGAGAAGAUGACGAGAUUGUUUCAGACGAGGAAAAAGAUGUGUACGAGUACGAGGAGGGUGUGCCUGAGGAGGAGUCCAGGAAGAACCGACGGUUUGACCCCGUCGAGAACUACGAGUACGAGCUGCCGGAGAAAUUUGAGGAUGAGGAUGUGCCGUCAGAUGACGAUGAAAACGACUUUGGAGGGGGCAAAAAUGAGAGUAGCAUGGUUGAAAGUGAUGAUGCUGAAGAAGAAGAUGAUGAAAGGCAUGUAAGGAUGCUGCAAGGAAUUACUGGAAUGCCUAAUGAGGUUUUUCUGGGCAAAAAGAAGAAGAGAAAUAUUAUUGUAUCAGAGGCAUAUCCAGAGUCUGAAUACAAUCCUAGUGGUGAUAUUCUGGAUGGUCGUGGACACAUUUCUGUUGAAGAUCUUCUGGAUCCUCUUCAUGGAAAGUCUGGCUACAGCCAACUUAGGAAGAGAGUGCAUCAAAUGGCGAGAAAGCCUAUGACUAUUCAUGCUCCGCUUCCUAAGGUGGUUCAAGAAAAGUUGGAGAGGAAGGCAGUUUAUGAACAAACCAAGAAAGAUAUCACUAAGUGGGAGCCCCUAGUCAAGAGGAAUAGGGAAGCACCUACUAUUAUUUUUGAGAAAGAUGUAAACUUAGGGUUUUCAACUGUGGGGGCUAUAGCUUCUGAAUUUGAGCCCAGGACUGAUUUUGAGAAGAAAAUUGCUGGCUUAGUUUAUGAUGAAAAGGUUAUUGAAGCUCACAAUGAAGAUGGUUCCAGGCUUCUUGAACUGAAUAAGGUAACAGUGGAAGAUUAUAGAAGCCAACGAAAUCAUAUUGCGAAAUUGCGCAGCCUGCUUUUCCAUCAUGAAAUGAAGAAAAAACGUAUCAAAAAGAUAAAGUCCAAAACAUAUCAUCGUUUAGCAAAGAAGGAUAGACUGAAAGCCACAUCUGCAGAAAUGGAGAUGGAUCCUGAAGCAGCGAAAGAACAGGCGAUGAAGCAGGAGUUCAAACGGGCAGAGGAACGCAUGACUCUAAAACACAAAAACAAAUCAAAGUGGGCGAAGCGCAUUUUGAAACGUGGUAUUCCUACGCAAGAUGAUGGCACUCGAGCAGCUAUUUCUGAACAGCUCCAUCAGCACACUCUUUUGACUAGGAAAAUGAAGUCCAUGAAGGAUGGCAGCAGCAGCAGCGACGGCAGCAGUGAUGACAGUAGUGAUGAGGAGGAUGUUGAUGAAAAUUUAGAUAGUUCAAACCAGGAUACCAAAUUGCUGGAACGAGCAAAAGAGAAGACGCUCAAAGUUUUGGAAGAAGAUGAUGAUGAGCCCAACUCUGGAGUGCUUUCUUUGCCUUUCAUGGUUCGUGGUAUGAAAAAAAGAAAGGAAGCGGCUGUCGAAGAAGCUAAGCUUGCUCUUAAAGAGUAUGAAACAUCAUUGAACCAAUUGGAUGAUCUGGACAGUUCAAAAGAUUCAAAAAUAGGCGCUGCUGCCGGUGGUCGAAGAGUGUUUGGUGCUGCUAAGCAUGUUCCUGAAUUGAGUAGUAAGAUUGAAGUCGAUAAUGAUUACAGUGAUAGUGAUCGUGAUGACGAUUUGGGGGGAGAAAAUGUUGAAGUUGGGAAUGCCAGUAUAAAUGAAUUGCCAAAGGAAGGUGUUUCAAAUCUUUAUUCUCUUUUACAUGACAGGGAUUUGGAGAUGCAUCAGGAUUCUGCGGUUAAGUUUGAUAAUAUUGUUGAACCUGGUCCCAAAGUGCCCGGUGAAGUAGCUAUUUUUGCAUCCGGCAAAUGGAAAAAGAUAAAAAGUGGAAGUGAAGUAGAUACCAAUGUUAAAAGGUCCUCCAAGGUUGUAGAGCCAGUCUCACGAAGUGAGAAUUUGGAGAUGAAAACCACAAAUGUAGUAGACGCCAAUGUUAAACAGUUCCCCAAGGUUGUAGAGCCUGUCUCGCAAAUUGAGAAUUUGAAGGAAGUAGUUGAUGACAGUGAUACGGACAGUGAGGGACAGAUGGUUGAUGGAAUUUUGUCUUCUGGCAUGAAAGCGACAUAUGAGAUUCCUUCUCAAGCUGAUCUUAUUCGCCAUGCUUUUGCGGGUGAUGAUGUGGAGGAAGAGUUUGUAAAGGAUAAAGAUGAUAUUCUGAAUGAGGAAAAUCCUGAACCUGAGAAGCCCGUUUUACUCCCUGGUUGGGGCCAAUGGACUAAUAUACAGAAAAAGAAAGGUUUGCCUUCUUGGAUGCUCAAGGAGCAUGAAAAUGCAAAGAAGAAAAGGGAAGAAGUUCUCAAGAAGAGGAAGGAUGCUCAUCUCAAACACGUUAUUAUUUCUGAGAAGUUGGACAAGAAGGCAGAGAAACUGCAUACAAAGGCAUUGCCCUAUCCUUUCACAUCCAAGGAGGUUUUUGAACAAAGCAUUCGCAUGCCCAUUGGACCUGAAUUCAACCCUGCGACAGCAGUGGGAGCUCUUACUCGCCCUGAAGUGGUGAAGAGACCUGGUGUUAUUAUAAAACCAAUCAAGUUUGAGGAAGUGGAUUCGUUUGAAAAGACUGAGGACCGCAAACGAAAUGCACCGAAACGAAAGACGAACAAAAAUAAGCACAGGUUAAAGCCUGUUGUGGCAAAGUCAUAAGAACAUGAGGAAAAUGGAGGGCUUUCUUCUGCAAGUCUUGUUUUCCGCGACAUCUUCUCUACUAUAUUAUACAUGUGAAUGGAAAAGUUUUGUUGAAUACUAGAUGAGUUCUGGAUAGUUGAGGAAGUGAUGAUCCAAGGGCUCCAACAUUACUGUUUUCUGGGGACCCUUCGCAGUCAGGGAAAUUUUGUUUGUUAUAUUUGUUUCUUUGGAAUUUGCGUCUCCUCAACUAGUCAUAUGGCACUAAAAAAGGUGGAGAAUUUACUGUAUAUGAUUCUAUUGCUAUCAUUUUUGGAAAAUAAAAGCACUCGGCGAUAGCUGAGUUGGUUCUCUCCCCGG
Molecule: messenger RNA, 3203 nt
Organism: Tripterygium wilfordii
Lineage: Eukaryota; Viridiplantae; Streptophyta; Magnoliopsida; Celastrales; Celastraceae
Product: U3 small nucleolar RNA-associated protein 14 homolog A
Exons: 12
Coding region: 87-2864 (925 amino acids)
Biological process (GO): rRNA processing
Cellular component (GO): small-subunit processome; nucleolus
Source: RefSeq, a predicted model, not a curated record